Messenger RNA from Pestalotiopsis fici W106-1, 930 nucleotides. RefSeq lists its product as uncharacterized. Lineage: Eukaryota; Fungi; Ascomycota; Sordariomycetes; Amphisphaeriales; Sporocadaceae. The record is from RefSeq and is a predicted model, not a curated record. The transcript has 5 exons. The coding region runs from base 1 to 930 and encodes 309 amino acids.
AUGAUCUCGCGCAUCACUCAAGUCGCACGACACCUCGCCAGACCUCGGCCCAACUUCGUGCAUAACUCUGCCUUUUCUGCAGCUUCAAGUGGUACAAUAGCAUCCAGAGUCAUGGCUACGCCGGACGAGCGCCAGUCGCGAACAAUUCAUACAGCGGCAUGUCUCAUCAUUGGUGAUGAAGUUUUGGGCGGCAAGAAUCUGAAACGAGUCGAGGUGAUAGAAGACGACGAAGAUGAGAUCAUCGAAGCUGUACGCAGAAUGAGCGAUCGCUAUGAUUUCGUGGUUACCAGCGGCGGAAUAGGACCAACGCACGAUGACAUUACGUACCAGUCCAUUGCCAAAGCUUUUGGUCUCAAACUCAUCUUGCACGACGACGCCUACAAGCGCAUGGUCAAGAUGAGCAAGCCGCGCAAGUCUGAGCCCAACUUCAGCUGGGAUGUAGACUCGCCCGCCAAAACUGCACGCCUGCGAAUGGUGGAGUUACCGAUUGACGAGUCGCGCGAUCUCUCCAAGCAGGCCGUCUUUCCGCGCGAGGAGCUCUGGGUUCCCGUCUCGAUUGUGAACGGAAAUAUCCACAUUCUUCCCGGAGUACCCAGGCUUUUCGAGAGUCUCUUGGAUGGCCUCAAACCAUCUUUAGUCAAGCGUCUCGUCGAUCCCGAAGGCAAGGGUACCACGAGAAUCAUCUUCUCCACGCCCAUGGCCGAGAGCGCAGUUGCGGGCUACUUGACAGAACUGGCAGCCAAGGUUGCGCCCAAGGGCGUCAAAGUCGGCAGCUAUCCGCGCUGGGGCAAGCAGAACAACUCGGUGACCUUGGUCGGCAAAGACAAGGAGUAUCUUGAGAGCCUGAUACCAGAGGUUGAGCAGAAUAUCAAGGGCAAGCGUGUUCACAUUGAGGGCGAGGAUGAUCAGCCGGAGCAAGUCCCUUUGUAA